Molecule: messenger RNA, 1365 nt
Organism: Nicrophorus vespilloides
Lineage: Eukaryota; Metazoa; Arthropoda; Insecta; Coleoptera; Silphidae
Product: probable medium-chain specific acyl-CoA dehydrogenase, mitochondrial
Exons: 9
Coding region: 89-1327 (412 amino acids)
Biological process (GO): medium-chain fatty acid catabolic process; fatty acid beta-oxidation
Cellular component (GO): mitochondrion
Molecular function (GO): flavin adenine dinucleotide binding; medium-chain fatty acyl-CoA dehydrogenase activity
Source: RefSeq, a predicted model, not a curated record
CCAAUCUUCAAUCUAAAGUACAAAGAGCAAAGUACGCGAUUCAUGAUCGUGAGGCAAGUCUGCAGUUUAAUCGCCUAUAGUAAGCAAGAUGUUGAAGCAGGUACAAAAUAUCUUCAAGCCAAAUUAUUUGGGCGCUCUUAGGUACGCUAGUUCGCAUCCCAAUGGCUACAAUUUUGAACUGAACGAAACGCAGCUGGAGUUUCAAAGCGUUGCCAGAAAGUUUGCGCGUGAAGAAAUCGUUCCUGUUGCUGGAGAAUACGAUAAAUCCGGAAAAUAUCCAUGGCCAAUUAUAAAGAAAGCCCACGCUUUGGGUCUGAUGAAUGGACACAUCCCAGAACAUUGCGGUGGUUUGGCAAGUAGUAUUUUCGAUGGAUGUUUAGUUGCUGAAGAGUUGGCAUACGCUUGUACCGGGAUUAUGACUGCUUUAGAAGCUAGCGGAUUGGGGCAAACGCCGGUUAUUAUUGCGGGUAAUAAAGAGCAGCAAAAGAAGUACCUUGGAAGACUGAUCGAAGAACCUCUCGUAGCUGCUUAUUGCGUUACGGAACCGGUGGCCGGAUCCGAUGUGAAUGGAGUUAAGACGCGCGCAGAAAAAAAGGGCAACGAAUGGAUACUGAAUGGUCAAAAGAUGUGGAUCACCAACGGUGGAGUUGCCAAUUGGUAUUUUGUGUUAGCUCGAACCAAUCCUGACCCGAAAGCUCCGGCAGCUAAUGCUUUCACCGGGUUCAUUGUGGAUGGUGACAGCCCUGGCCUUACACCGGGAAGGAAGGAAAUAAAUAUGGGACAACGCGCUUCCGAUACUCGUGGUAUCACCUUCGAAGAUGUGAGAAUUCCUGCGGAGAACGUUCUCAUCGGCGAAGGUGCUGGAUUUAAAGUUGCUAUGGGAACUUUCGAUAAGACCAGGCCUCCGGUGGCAGCUGGUGCUUGCGGAUUAGCACAACGUUGCUUGGACGAAGCUUCGAAAUACGCGACUGAGAGGAAAGCUUUCGGCACGUCAAUUGGAAAUCAUCAAGCUGUUGCGUUUAUGCUGGCUGAUAUGGCCAUAGCAGUCGAAACUACCCGAUUGGCGUGGAUGAAGUCUGCUUGGGAUGUCGACAAUGGAAAGAGGAACAGCUAUUCGGCCGCUAUAGCCAAAUGCUAUGGAGCUGAUAUAGCGAACAAGUGCGCAUCCGAUGCAGUUCAAAUCUUCGGAGGCAAUGGUUUCAACAGCGAUUAUCCCGUAGAGAAGUUAAUGCGCGACGCUAAAAUCUACCAAAUCUACGAAGGCACCUCCCAGAUCCAGCGCAUUAUCAUCAGCAGGGAAGUCUUGGGCAGAGCUAAAACUUUGUAAACAUAAAUAUUAACUUCAACUAAAUUAUUUAAAGUAAU